Molecule: messenger RNA, 3284 nt
Organism: Planococcus citri (citrus mealybug)
Lineage: Eukaryota; Metazoa; Arthropoda; Insecta; Hemiptera; Pseudococcidae
Product: receptor-type tyrosine-protein phosphatase N2-like
Exons: 10
Coding region: 1137-2387 (416 amino acids)
Biological process (GO): protein dephosphorylation; regulation of secretion
Cellular component (GO): synapse; secretory granule
Molecular function (GO): protein tyrosine phosphatase activity
Source: RefSeq, a predicted model, not a curated record
AACGUGGCGUAAUUAGCUCCACUUACCUUAUGUCGUACUUCCUGCCAAUAUUUCAAUUUUACGAGCUUCACUUGUCGUUGUUAUCAGUCUUAUCACCAUUGACGUUUUAAUAAUUAUCAAGUAUACUGUGUUUUGUGAUUUAUUUUUUUUCUUAUCAUUUUUUAUCUGAAAGCAGCGGAUGACUUGCCGAUCAAGUGCGAUGCUGAUGGAUUAAAUGCGAAUUGUGAGUUGUACGAGACAAAUCUAAUGCGUUCUUUCUUGUAAUAUUUAAUGUUGAAGACGUUAAGUGCCAUAAUGUUGAAGUAUUUCGGUAUUUUGGCGAUUCUCCUCAUCUCUGGGAGCACUAGCUAUGAUCCGAACUGCGGGAAAUGCGGCCUGCCUGUUCUCUCGGACCCUAAAUUUCAAUUCCGUAUAAUCUGCAGCAGUUGCUUGGCUGUUUUUCAUGAUAAAAAGACAAAUUGCUCUAGAGCAGGACUCGAUAAAUGGCAGAAGUACAGUGCCACCAAUAAAGCUGCCUGCAAAUGUGAAAUAUACCGCAAACGCAAAGCGGAAGAUGGUGAAGAUGACGAUGAUGUUACCCAGCAGAGCAAAGCUCCCAAAAUUGAAGAUGACUGGGAAAAACUGUCUUUAAUGUUAGACGAAAAAAUUACCACGGCGCUCAUGGAGAGGGAGAACAGCAGAAUAACAGUCUGGAUCAGAUGUUUAAGAGGUAUUUCGAACCUGUAAACAAACCCUCAGCGAAAUUGUUGCCAAUAUCAAAGAUCACGAAAAGCGAAUCUCAGCAAUUGAAAUCCAAAUAAAAGAUGAUAACCUUGGUGGCUGUGAUUGCUACGAAAAAAGUGAUAACAUUCCACCAAUCAUAUGCAUCUAUAUUUAACCCUUUACGUUGCCAACCUACAUUUUUGAUAAACAAAACUUUCAUUUGCGGGGUUCACGAUAUUUCUGCACACCCAGUACCAUACCUCUUCCUACCUAUACAUACAGUGAAUUUUUUUCAAUUUUCAAAGAAGUGUGAAAUCGAAUAAAUUUAUUCACAAAAAUAGGUUUCAAACAGGAGUACGCGAUGCCGAUAAAAAAAAUAACGGGAUAAGCUGCCGACAGCCACGCGUCUGUCGCAUACUGAUGACAGCCUGUACAUGUUGAUGUUCAUCAUAUGUGGCAUCAUAGGAGCGGUACUCGUUUCGGCAGUCGCACUUUACUGCACCAGAAAACAGUCCAGGUUGAAGGAUAAACUGCAUAAAAUUGGGCCAUCAUUGGACCAAAAAAUUGGCAAAGACUAUCAAGAUCUAUGUCAAACAAAGACAACAAGUAAAUCGUCGCCAGAAAGCAGCUCCAUGACGGCUGGCAGAGCCAGUGCCGUCAGUGGUCAACUCAUCACCAGCUUAUCCCGAGAAUCGGACAACAGUCAGUCCUCCAGAUCCAGUACAUUGUCUUGGAGCGAAGAGCCGAUGACCAACAUGGACAUCACUACUGGCCACAUGGUGCUGGCUUACAUGGAAGAUCAUCUCAACAACAAAGCUAGACUUGAUACAGAAUGGGCCGCGUUAUGCGCUUAUGAUGCUGAUCUGUGUUCUGUGGCAAUUGCGCAACUGAAAGAAAACCUGUGUAAGAACAGAUACAUGACCGCUUUGCCGUAUGAUCACACCAGAGUCAAAUUGAAUGCACUAUCCAACGUUACUGGAUCUGACUACAUAAACGCAUCCACCAUAACUGAUCACGAUCCUCAAAAUGCUGCCUAUAUCACGACACAAGGCCCUCUGGAAAAUACAGUCAAUGAUUUUUGGCAAAUGAUAUGGGAACAAGGAUGUGUAGUAAUUGUGAUGCUGACUCAACUUGUUGAGAAUGAUACAUCCAUGUGUUACCAAUACUGGCCAAUGGACGGAUCACAUUUGUAUGACAUUUACGAAGUGCAUCUAGUCAGUGAACACAUUUGGUGUGAUGAUUUCUUGGUGCGUAGUUUCUAUUUGAAAAAUGUCAAAACCACCGAAACUAGGACAGUGACCCAGUUUCACUUUUUGACAUGGCCUGAAGGUGGUAUCCCAUUGGCUAUGAAACCAUUGCUCGAAUUCCGCAGAAAAGUCAAUAAAUCAUUCAGGAGACGUUCUUGCCCAAUUGUUGUGCAUUGCAGCGAUGGCGUAGGUCGUACUGGUUCCUAUCUGCUGCUCGACAUGGUGAUGAAUCGUAUAUUGAAAGGAGCCAAAGAAAUUGACAUUGCGGCCACGCUGGAGCAUUUACGAGAUCAAUGUGCCGGAGCAGUGUGCACCAAGCAGCAAUUCCAAUUUGUACUUUCGGCAGUCGCUGAAGAAGUUCAGGCCGCAUUGCGAGCAUUGCCUCAACAACAGUCCUCACAGCAAGAUCAGCCAAGUGCAGUUGAUAACGCCAUGUAAGGCAUCAAGCAUCCAGCAUGGACCCACCUGUCAAGUCUAUUGUUACCCCAUACCCUAUCUAUACCUUAUGCCUAUUUACAAUAGGUACCUACCUACCUACCUACCUACCUACAGGAUUACACACAAUCUGAAUUUGAAAAAUGUUGAUUUAAAAAUUGAGUUUUAAGUUACCUUCCUAAUUCCCAUAUGUAUUUACUCAUACCUACCACUACCAAUCAACCACUAUCCGUUACCUACAUAUUAUAAGUACCUAUUACUCCAAUUACCUACAUCCUACAUGUACCCAAUAUACGUACCUACUAGUAAUUUUUAAGUACCUAAAGUGAAGUUGAACCUGAAACCAGAACUUGAAAAACCAAAGCUACCUACAUACUUAUGUACCUAUACAUAAAACACCUUUGUAGGCAUAUGGUUGAAAUUUUCAUCGGCAUUGACAUACAUCUAUUUUGUAGUACUCAUAAAGAGUGAAAUUUACGUAGCAUCACCUCGCAUCCCUGUCGCGUGUCGCUCUUCUACACACCUACCUACCUCAAUUGUGCACAUAAAGCGGUGUGGCGUGGCAUAUUUUUCUACCUAGGUAUCCAAUCCUGUAUUAUAACACAAAUGUUCAUAUUUGCGCGUGUAUUUGUUGCAUUGUUUCAGUGUGCAUGUGUGUGUUUUUACUUGUUUAUUUGUUUACUUGCUUGCCUGUCAAUCCGUGUGCAAUUUACGUAGGUACUUACUCGUAUACUAUGUUACAUAUACCUACCAGCAUAAUUUACAUUACUAUUACGUAAGGUAUAUUUUGGUAUACAUAUAGAUUAUAGGUACUCGUAAAUUCCUUUAUUCUAGUCACUAACUCUGUUAGACACCUGUUAAAAUAAGAUAUCUAUUACAAUAUACUUUUAACUCUUUCAA